Molecule: messenger RNA, 794 nt
Organism: Laetiporus sulphureus 93-53
Lineage: Eukaryota; Fungi; Basidiomycota; Agaricomycetes; Polyporales; Laetiporaceae
Product: glutathione S-transferase C-terminal-like protein
Exons: 6
Coding region: 32-682 (216 amino acids)
Source: RefSeq, a predicted model, not a curated record
CUCAUCACCCUCACCAACAGAGAAGAGCAGCAUGUCCCACGGAAAGCAGUUCACACUGUUCACUCACUGCCAUGGUCCGAAUGGAUGGAAAGUGGUGUUCGUCCUGGAGGAGCUCGGCCUCACGUACCAUCCUAUUUACUUGGAGUAUUGGACCGAGAUCAAGGGUCCUGAACACACGAAGUACAACCCGAAUGGCCGCAUUCCAACCUUGAUAGAUCAUGCGAACGGCGAUCUUGUCGUUUGGGAAUCGAACGCCAUAUUGACCUACCUGGUCGAGAAGUACGAUCCAGAGCAUAAAAUUUCCGCUAUCGAGGAGAACGACCGCUUCCACCAGCUGCAAUGGCUUUUCUUCCAAGCUUCCGGCCAAGGGCCGUACUUUGGCCAGGCGAACUGGUUCUGGAAGUAUCAUAGCGAGCAAGUCCCAAGUGCGACUGAGAGGUACAGGAAGGAGACCAUGCGCAUCUUUGGCGUGCUCGAGUCUGUGUUGUCAAAGCAGGACUGGUUGGUCGGCGAUAAGUGCACGAUUGCUGACCUUUCGUUCAUCCCAUGGAACAUGCCCGUGCUCGAUGAAGAAGGGUUCAUGGCCGACUAUGAGGAGUUCAAGGCCGACGAUUUCCCUUCGGUGAAGAAGUGGCACUAUACUACGCUAGUGUUGGAAUCUGGGCGCGGAGCACAGAUGUGAGAGGCCCCGGUGCGACCUGCGCCACCGGCGUGGGAGAGUAGUAGCGCGCGUGUAUAUAAUAGGGCGCGGCUACAAUGGGACGGGCCAUCGGUUUGGCCCCGUGGAGCCAUCU